UAGUCAUACUGUUAUUGGUUUAUUGUUCUCAAUCUACAUGUACAUGUAAUCUUAUUAUUCUUUUUUUUUUCCACAACAUAUUUUUUUUUAAUUGGUGUACGCAGUUUUUAUCCUAGAUCAUUCAAUCCAAUGCCACAAAUAGCAUUUCUUUCUUAAAAUGUGUGGAAAUGAACAGUGGAAUAUUCACGGCUAAUUGUUAACGGGCACGAAGGAAACUCUGGUUACAUCAAAAGUCAAUAUAUUUAGAUUCUCUAAGCUAGUAUUCUUAUUAAACAUUUAACAACAAAGAAACGCAUUGUUAACAUACGAUGGUUUGUUUUUACUCCUCUUAUGCAUACAUAAUGAUCAAUAUUGUAGCCUUUCUUCUCCUGUCGCGAUGGUCAUCUGCAACCGCAAAAUCCAUGAUUUCUAGCCAGAUACUAAUGAAAGGAACGACAUGCCCAUUUCCGUCCUUGUUGAUAUCGAAGGCUUGCAAAGGUACUGCAUCUAUCUCGUCCCAAGAACAAGAAUGUAUAGAAUCCCUAACCUUUAAUCGGCACACAGCCUCCGCAUCAACUGUCUUUGAGUUGGCUAAGGUGUCUCUGUCUUUGGCAAUGGAGAAGGCAGAGCACACGAUGAUUCUAAUCGGUUCUCCAAAAAAACCAUGUUUCAAGAGUUGUGCGGAAAACUAUAAAGAUUCUGUCGCCGAAGGGCUAAAGAAGGCAGAGUGGUCGAUGGAGAAAGGAGAUCUGGAUGAGACCGAUGAUGAGCUUAGCCUCGCACGUGACGCAGCUGAUUAUUGUCAUAUGGUUUUGUCUGUUGAUCCAGACGAUGCAAGAUCUCCGAUUUUCUCCGCCAACAGAGAUGUGUAUAAUCAUAUUACAUAUGCCAUGAGUGUGGCAGACUUGUUGUAGAGUCCAAAUCUCCAAAGAUAGUUUCUUUUGUUGUUGUUAAAAAUGUAUAUAUCAAUAAAUUUGAAAGACAUCGCACUGCGGUUAAUAAACA
Molecule: messenger RNA, 984 nt
Organism: Brassica napus (rape)
Lineage: Eukaryota; Viridiplantae; Streptophyta; Magnoliopsida; Brassicales; Brassicaceae
Exons: 1
Coding region: 309-893 (194 amino acids)
Molecular function (GO): enzyme inhibitor activity
Source: RefSeq, a predicted model, not a curated record